GCGAUCGUGAUCAUUCGGAAUUUUCCGGAGCGUCACGACAAACAAAAUGGACACCAAACAGUGUACGGCGAUGGUUAUCAACAAAAUGUCUCAAAAGUCACUCUAGUCAAGUAGAGUUUCAUUAAAACAGUCAUUGAAAGGCACUACAUCUUGGUGAUGUGUUAGAGCAGUAAGAUGGCUGAUAUCUAUACAUGUAGGUUGUGUGGUAUGAAGAUUACAUUAAAUGUGUUAACAGAACACAUUUUACUACAUGACCAGUACUCAACUUUCACAUAUAAUGAAACUACAAAAAUAGUAGAACCUGUGCAUGAAGACCAACAACAGAAUCAAGUGGCAGUCUUUCCAUCACCAUCAAAGUCAGCAAAUGCUUGCCUGCGUUCUCCUUAUGCCUUUGUACCGGCAGUUUCCUAUAAUUCCUCUCCUAACCCUGGAGUCAUUACCAUAGAUGCUCAAGGUAAUAAUCACAUUGGAUCUCAUUUUGAAGGAUAUGAUAAAUCUACAAGGCCUGAUUUUAAAUCAAAGAACUAUUCAGUUGCCCCACACCUUCAGGAUAGAAUAGGUAUAUCCCCACUUGAUCAUUUAACAGGCAUUCAGAUGAUUGCUAAUGUUGCAGAAAGUAUUGAGAAAAGAGAGAAGUCUGUAACAGAUAUCAAUUGUGCUGCUGGUUGGAUUGAUGACAACGGUAAAGUAACAGUAAAUAAAACAUUGGAGACAGGAGAUGUUAUAGGUACAAUUAAAUUACCAUUCAUAGAAAAUGGUAUGGAAGGAAUAUCGUGUGAGUGUUCAAUUGUUUUUAAAAGAUAUAUAAAUGAGAGUCAGACCACAGUAGAAGAGACUGAUGAAGUUCCAGGUUAUGAAGAUUUGAACUUGGAAGAUAUUAUUAACAAUGAUGGAGAAGAAGAAGUUGAAGAGAGCUUUGGUAAAGACUUUAUUGAUCCAGAUCAUCCUGUAGUUAAAAGGCGGAAAGUAGACUCAGGAGCAAGAGGGGCAAAAACUGGCAGGAAAAUGGAGGUUUAUAAAUACAAGGAACCAGAUGAUUCACUUAAUGUACAAAAUGAGCUGCAAAAUAAUAUUGUCCCAGAAUUAUUAAAUGAUCCUGCAGUUGUUAAGUACCUGGAAACUAUGACAGGGAAAACAAUAAAGCCAAGUAUUAAAGAAGAAGUUGACAAUGAAAUGUUAGAAAUCAAUGAUGAGUCCCAUAAAGAUAAAGGUUUGCAGAUAUAUCCUGAGAACAGAAUAAAGAAUGUUGUAGAUAGAGAAACAAAUCAUGGUGUCCCAGAUGUCAGUGGAGGUAGUCCUAAUAUUUUAAAUAAAAAUGAGGAUUAUGCAAUUAAAGAUGUUGAAGAGAAUCAAGUAGAGAAAAAGGUUAGUACAAUUGUUGUAAAGUUGACUCCGAAAGCUACUGAUGCAGAAAGCACACAAUUUCAGGACAACAAAUCUGUUGACAUUUCAAGGCUUCAUAAAUCUGAAAAACGUCACCACAAAGCUAUUAUUAAUGAUGUAACAGAACUGUCAGUAGAGAGUGAAAAUGAUGAUUCUGAACAAGAAAUGAUGGAUAUUGAGAGUAACAUUAAAGAAGCCAGUACAAAUGGUGAAAAUGUAAGAGAUGUGAUAAGUGAAAAGCAACUUUCCCUUUUUGGUUUUAAAGUCGAACAAUUUGUAGAAGAUAUUACUAAGGAAGUUAAGGAGAAGUUUUAUGAUACAACCAAUGACGGCGAAGAAAAGGAUAUAUUGAAGUGUAAUAGUAAAUUACAAAGUAAGGGAAAAGAUAUAAAUACCCCUAAAUCAAAAUUUGGUAACAGAUAUUUAUUGACAGAUAAAAGUUUGACAUUUUGCUGUUCAGUUUGCCAGAAAUCAGUCCAUUCUGUCGAUGCCUUAAAAAAGCAUUUUCUCACACACAAAAAGCACAAUCAUGAGUCAAGUGAAAGUGCCACUGUCAUCAACAAGCGAUUGGACCUCCUGUCUAAAACAGUUUCUGAAAAUCUGACAGAACCUGUUUGGAAAUCAUCUCCUGGUCAACCAAGUGAGCAGCUUCUGUUUUAUUGUAUGGUAUGUAAUAAAAUGUUACCUUCUCAACAAGACCUGAAAGAACAUUGUAAAUCUCACAAGACUGGUGGGGCAACUAGUGAAGAUAUUGUUAAAAUUGAUGGCACCAGUGCUUCUGAAGAUACUCUCACUGCUGACUCAGAUGCUGAUUAUUUUAUGAACAGUGACAUUAGCCUAGAUGAUUCUAAAAUAUCAAAUGAAUGUGUAUAUAAUUCUGGUAAAAAUGUACUCUCGGAAAUUGUAACUGACAAUAAGUUUAGGCAGAAAAGACAAAAAAUGCCAAAAAAGAAGACUAUUAAAAAUGAUUACAUUUGUGAGAAUUGUGGAACAGGCUUUUUCAACAUACAUGACUGUAUGAAUCAUAUGAAACAAUGUGAAGACAGUGGGACUUUGAAAUGCUUUCAGGGUUGUGGCUCUAGGUUUAAGUCUAAGUCAUUACUGGAUGUUCAUAAGAAAUUUUGUUCAAGAAGAAUAGCUUACUUAGAGAGGAUAAAUAAUGAAUUAGUUAAAAUGGAAAAUCCAGAGCUUAGUGGGGAUAAAGACAUAGAAACAUUGGAAGAUAAAGCUGACAAUUUGUCUAAAUGCCCAUUCUGUGAGCAAGUGUAUCAGACAGAGAAGAAAAUGAAUCAUCAUAAACUAGUGUGUCCUUACAGACCAAAACAGAGAUGUAGUCAUUGUGAUUUUGAAUGUAAAGGAGAUAAAAGUAUGGCUAAACAUUUAGUCGCAGAACAUGGCUUAAAACCAUUCCAGUGUAUGCAUUGUCAACGGUCUUUCAGAUUAAAAAAUUCAUUGAGUGAUCAUAUGAGAUCUAUACACACAAAGGAAACAUUUACAUGUGAAUACUGUGGCAAGUCUUUCAUCAAACAAAGUGUGUACAGAUCUCACGUAUCUAUUCAGCAUCAAGGUUUUCGAUUAGAAUGUUGCUAUUGUGGUAAAAAGUUUAAAGAUAAGAAAACGUGGAAAACACAUGAGACAUCUCAUAAAGGUGUGUACGAUUUCGCUUGUGAUGUGUGUAAAAGAACGUUCCAUAGAUCAGAUCAAUACAAAACACAUAUGCUUGAAGUACAUUUCAUAGAUGGGGAGGCAGCUCUAAAUUUGAAUACUACAGCUAAAAAACUUCGAGAGGAACUUUGUUCAAAUGUAUGUAGCAUUUGUAAGGAGAAAUUUCCUUUAGAAUCCGCUUAUGUCGUGCACAUGAUGAAAGUGCAUGGAAAAGAAGUUAUUAGCCAACCAUACCAAGUUGUGUCUUCUCAAACAGAACAUGUCAGUGAACACAUUCAACAAUGA
Messenger RNA from Ruditapes philippinarum (Manila clam), 3333 nucleotides. Its product is annotated as zinc finger protein 711-like. The transcript has 3 exons. NCBI's taxonomy places the organism in Eukaryota, Metazoa, Mollusca, Bivalvia, Venerida, Veneridae. The record is from RefSeq and is a predicted model, not a curated record. The coding region runs from base 175 to 3333 and encodes 1052 amino acids.